UUUAAACCACGAUGGGAUGAGCGAAAGGUAGCAGCUGGCAGGGCAAGGCAGGAGAAGCUGAACUGGAGGGUCAACGUCGUUGUCUAAUCACCGCGCUGAGUCAGAGUGCAGACGACAACAGGGAGACAUCACAUACAUUACGUACACAUAUUACACUUCACCUGGCCCACUACAGCCCUCAGACUGCCUCCUGCUCCAUCGGAUGGCGGGCCUCCCCAACGAACACACGAAUGGCGACGAUGGGGUCAAGUUCAGUCCCAACGAUCUCGGGAUGUACACCAUCGUCAGCAACAUCGCCGAGGGAACGUUCGGACAGGUCAAAAAUUUGAGACUCCUCGCAGAGGCGAUCCACAAGGUCACCGGCCACCGAGUUGCGAUGAAGUUUCUCUCCCGAGCCGUGAUAGCGACCGAGGGGAACAAGCUGCGCGUCCGCCGCGAAUUCGAAUACACACGCAUGCUUAGACACCCGCAUAUCAUCAAACUCUACGAAGUCAUCACUACCCCCGAGGACAUCGUCUUUGUUCUCGAGUACGCCGAGGGCGAGUUGUUCGACUACAUUGCGCGGCAUGGGCGGCUCGAGGAGGACACAGCGCGCAGGUUCUUCCAGCAGAUUAUGGCCGGCGUCGAGUAUGCACACCGGCAGAACAUCGCGCACCGGGACCUCAAGCCGGAGAACAUCCUCCUCGACGAGUACUUGAACGUCAAGAUCGGGGACUUUGGGCUCUCGAGCGAGACGCGGGACGGCGAAUUUUUGAAGACGAGCUGCGGCAGUCCUAACUACGCUGCGCCGGAAGUGAUCAGAGGGGACCAGUACGCCGGCCCGGAUGCGGAUGUCUGGAGCUCGGGAAUCAUCCUGUACACCUUGCUAUGUAACAAGCUGCCCUUCGAGGAUGAAGACAUGCCCACGUUGUUCGAGAAGAUCAAAAGUGUCAAGUAUCAAGUACCGAGGGACAUCAGCCCGAAUGCCCAGAAUCUCAUCAAGUCCAUGCUCGUGCUGGAUCCGUCCAAGCGAAUAACCGUCGCCGAGAUCAUGAGGCAUCCCUGGUUCACGGUCAAGCUCCCGAGGUAUCUCACGCCGCUGCCGCCUAUCCCGGGUGCGGUCGUCGGGACUCUGAGCUCCCUCGUCUCUGCGCCGGCUGUCCCGCUGGCACGGGACAACGAGUUCGUCGAGGGUCUGGGCCUGAUCGACUUGGAAGUCGUCGACGAGCUAGCGCAGCUGCUGGAUGGUGUCGACAGCGAGGAGGUGCUCCACAGUCUGCGGCGGAAUGACGGCAUCCGCGGGAAUCAGGUCAAGGUUGCGUACAUGUUGCUGCAGGACAAGAGGCGGGUUGGGAAAGAUCGUGAGUCCCCCGCUGCAUAUUUGUGCUUUUUCUGUCUCAUUCCCUCUGCCGUUGCCAUCUCUGCCGAGCAGGAGCGAGACGACGAACUGGCGAGGUUGGAUCCUCGGAACGUCAUCUCCCCCAACGCUGUCUCCCCGAACGGCGGUGAUCUGGAGGAUAAUCCGUUCGAGGUCGAGUUCGAGGAAGACGUCAACGACGAUGAGGACGACGACCCGCACCUGCCGUCGAAUGUCUCUAUCCUGGGAACCUCGCUACCUCCCCUGGACAUGACGCCGACUGGCCGCGCGAAUCGGCCACGCACCAAGAAGGGUGCCCGAUGGCAUAUUGGGAUCCGGAGCUCCAGCGAGCCGAUGCGGGUUCUGAGCGAGAUUUACGGGCUGUUGCGCGAGAUGGGCAUGGAAUGGGCGGAACGGAAGGAUCUGUCCAAUAUCUACUGCAUCGAGGCGCGCGCCAGGGUCAAGGAAGUCGUGAUCGUCAUGACUAUCAACAUGUAUCAGGCGCGGCUGAACACUGAAUUCUACUGGAUCGACUUUACGCGCAAGCAGUCGUAUCUCGCUUCGACGGUCCCCGGUGCAGGCAAGUUCGAUCGUGCACCCCGGGAGGGAUCAGAGAACGAGUCUAUAUCUCCCGGGUCGUAUGCCCGGUCGAUGCUACCUGAUGGGUCGCACGUCCAUGAUGCCGUAGCGUCCCCCUUUAUGUUCUUCGACCUGGCUACCCAGCUCAUCCUCCGUCUCGCUUUUGGCCAUGCGAUAGACUGAAUGUAUUGUAUAUGCUCUCCUACUACAGCCAAUGUAUCUUGAAUCGAUUAGACCAGCAGUGGCCUCG
Mycena citricolor is the source of this 2165-nucleotide messenger RNA. The record is from the annotation of a GenBank genome assembly. Lineage: Eukaryota; Fungi; Basidiomycota; Agaricomycetes; Agaricales; Mycenaceae.